UUUGUGCUAGUUUGACGGUGCUGCGAGCGAGCAGACAGAGAGGAACGGCAUCUUAAAAAGAAACCGACUUGGAAAAACUACUUAGUGGUAAAAGAGCUUCUAGUUCUGGCCUUGAAGGGGCGCCAGCAUGAGUCAGGAGUCACUGGAGUCAGAUGGAGACUCUACUCAGGAUGUAUGCGACUUCAACUGGGACGACUACCUGGAGGAGACUGGAGCCAAUUCUGUGCCCCAUCAUGCCUUCACACAUGUGGAUCAGGACCCACAUACGGGCUUGACCCCUGGCAUGAAGCUCGAGGUGUGCGUGCGUUCAGAGGCAGACAGUCCUUACUGGGUGGCCAGUAUCAUUACCACAUGUGGCCAGCUGCUGCUCCUACGUUAUGAGGGAUACCAGGAUGACCGGCGUGCAGACUUCUGGUGUGACAUCAUGACAGCAGACCUUCAUCCUCUGGGCUGGAGCCGCCAGCAUGGGAAGACUAUGAGAGCCCCUGAGGGUCUGCGUGAGAGGCACCAGGACUGGGAGACUUUGCUUGAAAAGGCCCUGGCUGAGGACUGCAGUGCUCCUGCCAACCUGCUGGAAUUGCCCCACCGUGGUAGAGACCCAGUGGAGCUCUUGUGUGCCGGCUGUUUUGUGGAGCUGCAGGACAGUCUUGAUCCAGGUCUGGCCUGGGCUGCUGAGGUGGAGGAGAAUGUUGGGGGAAGGCUGAAGCUGCGCCUGGUUGGCACAGAGGGCCUCCCUGACACACCUACGACACUCUGGCUCUUUUACCUCCACUCACGCCUCCACCCACCCGGUUGGUCCAAAGAGCAUGGUUUAACCCUGAGACCUCCAACAGAGCUGUUGGGCCUGCGGACCGAGGAGGAGUGGGAGGAGGUGAAACAGAAGAUCAGUGAUCUGCCUCAGGAUGAAGCACUCACAGCCGAGCUCACAAAGGAUCAGCCUUCCAUUGCUGCUCAUUGUUUCAAAGAAGGGAUGAAACUAGAGGCUGUUGAACCUGCUGCUCCAAUUUCCAUCAGACCUGCCACUGUCACCAAGGUGUUCAAUGAAAAGUACUUCCUGGUGACAUUGGAUGACCUUUGUGGUAUUGAGGAGUCAGAGGGCGCUGGGCGGUCCUUCCUGUGUCACAGGGACAGUCCGGGGAUCUUUCCUGCUCAGUGGAGCCUCAAAAAUGGGGUUCCUCUCAGUCCUCCACCAGGAUACCAGAGCCUUGACUUUGACUGGGCAGACUAUCUGAAGCAGUGUGAGGCUGAGGCAGCUCCUCAGCAUUGCUUUCCAGCAGAACAGUGUGACCACAGCUUCAAAGGGGCUAUGAAAUUGGAGGCUGUCAAUCCAUUGUCACCUGAGAACAUUCACGUGGCCACCAUAUCCACGGUCAAAGGGCAGUAUAUUUGGCUCAACCUUGAAGGACUGAAACAACCCAUGCCAGAGCUGAUAAUUCAUGUCAACUCCCUGGACAUCUUUCCUGUCAGCUGGUGUGAGACAAACGGAUAUCCACUUGUUUACCCAAUCAAGCCCUCAGUUGAGAAAGAGAAGAAAAUUGCUGUAGUGCAGCCUGAGAAACAAACACCACCAAAGUCUUCGUCACCUGACAGUGUCAAACAGCAGGCGGUUAGCCAGUCAGACACAGGUGCAGGUCAGGGAAAUGGUAAAUACUGCUGUCCUAAGAUUUAUUUCAAUCAUCGUUGUUUCUCUGGGCCUUACCUCAACAAAGGACGCAUUACUGAGCUGCCUCAGUUUAUUGGUCCCGGGAACUGUGUCCUUGUGCUCAAAGAGGUACUGACGUUGCUGAUAAACUCUGCAUACAAGCCGAGCCGUGUGCUGAGAGAGCUGCAGCUGGAUCAGGAGAGCCGCUGGCAAGGCCAUGGAGAGACUCUCAAAGCCAAGUAUAAGGGGAAGAGUUACAGGGCCACUGUGGAAAUAGUUCGCACUGCAGAUCGUGUGGCAGACUUCUGCAGGAAAACUUGCAUUAAGCUCCAGUGCUGCCCAAACCUGUUUGGGCCUCGCAUGGUUGUGGAGCACUGCUCAGAGAACUGCUCUGUCCUCACCAAAACCAAAUACAACAGUACACAAAACCUCCACAUAGCAUAUUAUAAUGGAAAGAAGAAGAGUAAGCGUGUUGGUCGACCAGUUGGGGGCAACGCCAAUAUGGAAAGCGGAAUAAAAAGAAGAGGAAGGAGGAGGAAGAGAAGGAAGCAGCUUUUUGUCCACAAGAAGAGACGUUCUUCAGCGUCAUUGGACAACACACCUGCUGGGUCUCCACAGGGCAGUGGAGAGGAAGAAGAUCUCGAUGAGGAUGACUCCUUGAGUGAUGACUCUGGCUCUGAGCUGCAGGAUGAUCUCCAGGAUGAUUCUGAACAGUCAGUUGGAAAGUCCCAGCCCACCACACCGUCAGCCUCUCCACCAGCAACACCCAGGCCUACACGCCGCCGACGGAAACCCCGCUCACCCUCCUUCUCUGAUGAUGAGAACAGACCUCCUUCACCAAAGGUCUCAAAGAAUGAGCCUCCUCAGAAGUUGUGUUUGGAUACCAGCCCCCUGGAGUGGAGCGUUACUGAUGUGGUUCGCUUUAUCAGGACCACCGACUGUGCCCCUCUUGCACGGAUCUUCCUGGAUCAGGAGAUUGAUGGACAAGCUCUGCUCCUGCUUAACCUUCCAACAGUACAAGAGUGUAUGGACCUGAAGCUGGGGCCGGCCAUCAAGCUGUGUCACCACAUCGAGAGGGUCAAACUGGCAUUUUAUCAACAGUUUGCCACGUAGCUGCCGGAGAACUGACACAGACAUUACGGCAUUGUGUUAUCUGUUUUAAACCUGUGAAAAACUGUUUUCAUAUUUUGUCAUUUUCACUGAUCUAACACUGGACAUCUUUUGGACUCCUGUGCCCACAACCACAACUCGAAUAAGCAGGGACAGGAGGCAGAGGAAGUGACUUUUACCCUUGCAAAAUGAAUGGUCAAAAUGUAGGGAACUGCACAUGUUUAAAAUACUGAAAUGUCAAACUGAAAAGAAAAAAAAAAAAAUCCAACUAAACGGCAGUCGAGAUUUGUACACAAAGGUGAAUAACACUUUAUAAAACAUUCAUAAAAAUGUUAAAGAACCUUUUGAAUCCAGAGCAUUUUGACUAAAAAGUAAAUGUUCAGUGUUUUAUUUGUACGUUUUUGUCAGGAAUGUGGUGGUUUUAAGACACAGGGUAGAGAGUCUGUUUGUGUUCAGCUAAAUGCUUUUUAAUUUAUUUGUGGCUUUGAGUGCCUCAGAUUAUUUACUUCAUGCUUUGUGAGAAGUAGAUUGUUGUCUAUUCUUGGCUUUCUGUCAGUCUUCUUAACUGCAAAAUUGAUGUUAUUUUGUGAACAUCAGAUGUUUGUAUUUGCUGAUGAACAACUGAAGUCAGAAACUUGUUUUUAACCUCCUUAUUGUGUUGAUGCUUAUGUGAAAGAAAUCUGUUCUUCACGACAUGCAAUUAUCUUCACGAUGUGUGUGGUGCAAAUGAUGGUUCAUGCUGUAUAUGAUAGUCAGCUUUGUUCCUUAAAAUAUCAAUUUUAUUGGAGAGUCCCAAAUUUGCAGUAACAAUGGGUUUGGACUUCCGGUUACAGAUUUGUGCCACUCUUCACAGUUUUAAAGAAUCAAGUAAACAAAUUAAUUCAUGUACACAUUUGAAAGCAACUAUGCAUGUUGUCAAGUGGAUUUGAUUUCAGCCUACAUGUUGGAACUGUCACUGGUUUGUUAUUCAUGCAGUAAAUCUGCAAUGCCAAGUUGCACUGUACUGACACAUCCUUAAACGGUUUGAAAUAGCCAAUCAAAUACAAAAAUUUAAACAUCUCUUGUUCACAAAGGCCCCUAAAUGUUCUCCACAUUUUAAGACAUGAUGCCGCCUACUCAGGGUCACUCCAGCAGAUCUGGUACGGCUCUGCAUGUUGACUUGGUGCAAGUUUUUUGCUGGAUGUCAGUUCUAGCAACUCCGGAUGUAUAAGAAGAAUGAGGCACGAAUAGCCUUGAAUCGGGAACCGUUGCAUUGGGAGGCAAGCGCAUUAACAUCUUUAAACUUUCAUUUGUCUGAAUUUAUACAUGCCGCAAUGCGCAAAACUAGCAAGUAGCCUUCAACACAGAAUCCCUCAUCUAUUCAUUUUGAGAAAUGGGGGAGGGAUAUAAAAGAUGUUCAUGAUCAGCAGUAAAACAUUCAAAGUGUAGUGAAGUUCUCUGUCUUAGCACCACAGCUGUCCUUAAAUAGUUCUACAAUUUUCUUAAAUGUGACAGCACAUUCAAAUACGUAUGAGAUAUGAUAGCUCGUAUGCAUAAACUUCCAUGUAGAAGUGAAGCUGUCUGUUUUAUCUUUCAUUAGCAAAGACUUUUUGCAGUGGAAAACUUUCAUGGGUGGAAAUCACUUAAAACACAGUAUGAGUGUAUUGUGCACAAAUGUUAUUAGAAACUCUGCAAAGAAUAGCAAUUACAAGUUUCUUGGAUACUAAUAGCAAGCUU
Messenger RNA from Thalassophryne amazonica, 4468 nucleotides. It is a transcript of the gene sfmbt1, whose product is annotated as Scm like with four mbt domains 1. Gene Ontology annotation, molecular function: transcription corepressor activity; histone binding. The record is from RefSeq and is a predicted model, not a curated record. The transcript is spliced from 22 exons. Gene Ontology annotation, cellular component: nucleus. The coding region runs from base 128 to 2755 and encodes 875 amino acids. Gene Ontology annotation, biological process: regulation of DNA-templated transcription. NCBI's taxonomy places the organism in Eukaryota, Metazoa, Chordata, Actinopteri, Batrachoidiformes, Batrachoididae.